Molecule: messenger RNA, 6358 nt
Organism: Hemibagrus wyckioides
Lineage: Eukaryota; Metazoa; Chordata; Actinopteri; Siluriformes; Bagridae
Gene: ghrhrb
Product: growth hormone releasing hormone receptor b
Exons: 13
Coding region: 216-1568 (450 amino acids)
Biological process (GO): adenylate cyclase-modulating G protein-coupled receptor signaling pathway; cell surface receptor signaling pathway
Cellular component (GO): plasma membrane
Molecular function (GO): peptide hormone binding; G protein-coupled peptide receptor activity; vasoactive intestinal polypeptide receptor activity
Source: RefSeq, a predicted model, not a curated record
CACACACACACACACAGCUCACUCCAUCAGUACACUUCAGGAAAGCCACCCACUCUGCACACCACUGCUGUCACCGAGGGAGAAUCCGGUGCUUGAUUAAUAAUUAAACAUCCGUGUAGAUUCGGUUAUGUAGCAGUGUGGACUGAGCCGAGUAGACACGCGUUUAUCGGUCCAUUCGACUGUAAAGUCUCUCGACGCACACCUGAAUUCAGAACAUGAUACUUUCUAGGAAUUUGUUAACUUUCAGAGUCGUCCUGCUGACAUGGUGGAUCCACCACUGUACCUGGCAAACGGGGGAAGCAAUCCAUCCAAUCUGCAAACUCGUGGUGCAGCAUAUGAAGGCUCAGGAGCAAUGCAGAUACGUAAGCCGGCAAGAGAACCGCAACCGCACUACAAUGACUGGCUGCCGAACAGAGUGGGAUGAGAUUCGUUGCUGGUACAGAGCUGAAGUUGGCCAAGUGGUUAAUGUCUCUUGCUCAGAAGUUUCCCAGCUCUUCGCCCAUAACAACGGUUACAUAUACAGGAACUGCACAAAGAGUGGGUGGAGCGACAUUUACCCAUCGUAUGAGAAUGCUUGUGUUUUCCCGACAGUGGAAGGACCUGAGACCUCAUAUUAUUAUACAUUCAAACAGGUGUACACUGUGGGCUAUGCCACCUCUCUCAUCUCCCUCAUAUCAGCCAUCUUCGUCUUUACAGCAUUCAGGAAGUUCCAUUGUACCAGGAACUACAUCCACAUCAACCUGUUUUCCUCCUUCAUCCUGAGAGCUAGCGCAGUCUUUAUUAAAGAUGGCGUCCUCUUUACCGAUGAAACCCAGGACCACUGUUUCAUGUCCACAGCAUCCUGUAAGGCAGCAGUGGCCUUUUUCCAAUUCAGCAUCCUGGCUAAUUACUUCUGGCUCUUGGUGGAGGGCAUGUACUUACAGACGCUGCUGGCUCUUACAUUUGUCUCCCAAAAGAAGUAUUUUUGGUGGUACAUCCUUAUUGGCUGGGGGCUCCCAACAACAGUCUUGAUUAUCUGGGUUCUGGCCAGAAAUUUCUAUGAUAACAAGGCGUGCUGGGAUGACACGGAUAUCGCCUUCAUUUGGUGGAUUAUAAAAGGACCGAUUACAGUCUCUCUUCUGGUGAACUUUAUCAUCUUCAUCAAUGUGAUCAGGAUACUUGUGGAGAAGCUGAAGUCUCCUGGAGUUGGAGGCAAUGACACCAGUCACUUCACGAGGCUGGCUAAGUCCACUCUGUUCCUGAUCCCACUAUUUGGCAUGCAUUACAUGGUGUUCGCCUUCCUGCCAGAGAACACAGGGGAGGACGCGCGUCUCUACAUAGAGCUUGGCCUGGGCUCAUUUCAGGGUUUUGUUGUGGCUCUCUUAUACUGUUUUCUCAAUGGAGAGGUUCAAGCGGAGCUGAAGAAGAGGCUGUGGAAAUGGCAGAUGCAGGGUUACAUGAGUUACAGUAAGAGGAGGCGAACACUGUUCACAGAAAGCAGCACCGUCACUCAGAUUUCUGUUCUAGAAAAAUCCAGCCCUAAGGAACAGCCUUCAGCCGAGCUCAAAAACAGCAUCUCACUGGUCUGAGGAGAAUCAGUGUCUCAUCCUGUUUCUUUUGCUCUAAUAGGAUCACUGUCUCUAUACUAGUUUAAUAAUUAUAUAUAACACAGUCAUAAAUACCAAGAAUGUGACUAUACAGUACAAGAGUACACAAAUCAUGUUUGGCGAUUGGAUUUAAUCAAUACCAUGGAUUCAUAUGGUGAUAUUUACACACAGUACAGGGUCAGAUAUUAGUCAGACAUUACUUCACAGCUCUGUUGAAAUCUCAGUGUCAGAUGGUGAAGGGUGAUUUUCAGUAGCUCAGCAGCUCUGACUGCGAGGCAAAUCAGAGGUUUGUAGUAAUUAAAAACGAAUGCCCUUAUUUUAGACAGGGAUUACACAUCAAACUACAGAGGGCUGUGUAUGGUGAAUAUUCCAUAGAAAUGAAUUCAAAAUCAUGUGUCAUUGACAUUAUUGGAAGGACUUGCUUGUGUCAGUUUUAUGUAAAAGUUAGUGAUGAAGUUUAAGUGCAAUGUGAGAGAAUCUUCAGGAUGGAUGAACGGCUUCACAGUAACGUGACAAAUGCAUUUUUCUGUCUAAUUCACAUCAAGUGAGAGAAAAAUAAUGGCUAAAGGGGCUAAAUAAUGAUUCAUUCUAUAUACAUUCUAUAUUCAUUCUUCAUCCACUUAAUAAAGCACUAACAAGCUAUUAAUGUUGACAAAUAACUACAGUAUUUAGGUCUCCUAUUACUAUACAAAUAUAUUACAUAUAUAUAAAACAGUGAUAUACAUUAAGAUAUAGUAUACCUAUUAACUACAAAGUACUACUUUCAAAUUCUUCACUGAACUGAAAGCAGAAUUAAAGCAUAACCUUGUAUAAGUAAAAGUCUAAGUCACAUCACACACAGAAUUUAGAUACUGCCAUAAAAUUUAAACCAAAGAACGUAUGAAAACACUUAACUAUUCCUUCAAAUGUCCCUUAAAUGUUAGCUAGCGUGAUAAUAACUGACAAAUGCUAAUAGCUAGGUGUGAUGCUAACAGUUUUGAGAAACAAAUAUAUUCAAUGUGUGUGUAAUGGAUGAAUUAGUCAGGAAUGUGAAUACUGAGACAUGUAGUAACGCUAAAAAAUGUAGUGAGUGGAAAGUAGCGUGGGAGGUCGAGAUUUCUUUGGAAAUGUAAAAAAGGAAAGGUGAAAGAAAAACCGCAAAUACUUCAAACUAAAGUACUUUUCAAGUUCUGCUAAUAUGUGGCCCUCUAUACUGAAGUGUUACAAGUCAUUUACAUCUACAGAUCUAACAGUAUUGUUUGUUUGUUUUUUGCCUUGCGCAAAAGAAAACUUGCUCCAGUGCCGUACUUAGGUACAUCGACUAUAUGCCAAAUACUGUUUCCAAAAUAUUUCAGACAUCUUCGGUUUCUGAAUCUCAAGGCCUUUCCAUGUUUGUCCAUCUAUCCAUUUCGUUAUUUUUGUGUAACGAAUCACCUUUAAAGCUCUAUUUCCUUCCAUCGCUAAUAAUUAGUGCGCUAGUUCCAGAGGCAUGUUUUAAAUGAUGUUCAUCAUGUGUGCACUUUCAUUCCUCAUCAGAUAAAAUAGUAGAUCUUUGCUUUAGAAGUGUGGUAUUCUAAAAUUUUCAAGCAUGUAGUUGACGCAUACAUACAGUAUGAGCCGUUUGCGCUUUUUUUCUGACUUCGUCUGGUCUAAUUCAACUAAAAUAUUUAUUUAAUUGUAUGUAACUGUGUUGUUUUAUUUAUUAGGCGUAAGCACAAUGUGUAUUCAUAGUUACGAGUCUCUAGCUUCCACAGUUUUCACAGUUAAGACAUAGCUUCUUUAGACACAUCCUAAAUGCUGUUUAUGCUCUGAUUCACUCCGAGUUGUGUUAUUUAUCUAAAAUCUACCCUGAACAAGUGCCAUUAUUCUUCAGUUACGCCGUGUGUGUGCAAAUGUGCAAAUAACUGCCAGCAAUACAGUAAAAUUAGUCUUAUUUUUAUUUAAGAAUAUUAAUUUACAUUGAAACUUCUUUGCCAUGACAUGUUUGUUGCUUGCUUUGCAUUUACAGAUUAUUAUUAUUGUGUGUGUGUGUGCGCGCAUUGUGUUUUCUAGUAUAUUAAAAGUAUCAAAGACCUAAAUCACUGUAAAUACCAUCGUUGUUUAUCUUUGUUUUAGUAUAAUUAACUAAUUAUAACUAUACAGCGAACCUCUUAAGACAUUUGUAAAUAAAUAUCGCAUAGUCUCGCAUAGCUCUCUUCUUAGGCAAUGGUAUUGUUAAUGAGCUUUCUUCAUAUGUAAUAAAAUACCAAGUGAUUUGUUUAAUUUCUAUUUCGUAAAUCUUAAUGUCGUUUAUUUGAUGAAUUAUAUUGUUGUUAUCAUUUUUAUACAUAUUUCAUUCGGUUAAAAUUUGAGAUUAAACACAUUUUUCUUUUGAUCAACUUAAAUAACACAGUGUUAAAUUUCACAAUGUGGAGCACUAAACUGUAAAAGUCGUUGUUUAAUCUGGAGUUCAAAUAGUGGUGAAUGUGUCUGUAAAUAAGAUCAUCACAUGGUGUAAAUAUGUACGUUAAUAUUCCCGACAUCGUCGAAUUUCUAUUAUUUUCAUAAUAUAUUUGAACUAUAUAUAUGUUACAUUGUGAUGUACAGAAUUUCUUUUAGAGUUAAUGUUUGUAUGUGUGAUUAAUCUGUAUAUUACUGUGUGUUGUUUCUUAAUAUUAUUUCACUAUUAUUUUAGAUAUUUAUAGCUAUAAUAGAGCUUAUAAUGGCUUAGUGGUUAGCUUGUUUGCCUCACCUCUCCAGGGAUAUGAUUCCUGCCUCCAACCUGUGUGUGUGUAUGUGUGUGUUUGUGUGUGUGUGUGUGUGUGUGUGUCUGUGUGUUUGCAUGUUAUGCCCUGGGUAUUCCUUUGGGUACUCCAGUUUCCUCCACAAGUCCAGAGAGAUGUAUAGUAGGCUCUGUAGUGUGUAAAUAUGCUCAGCAAUGGGUUGGCACCCUGUCCAGGUUGUCCCCCACCUAGUGCCCAGGGAUAGGCUCCAGGCUCCCUGUGACGCUGUAUAGUGUAAGCAUUUUAAAAUAAAAUCAAUAAAUGGAUGGAUGUUAAUAAUAAAAUUUAGACCAUCUUCAGUGGAAGCAAAAGAUAUUUGGACACAUAAGUCUCACUGACACAUAAGUCUUCACUUCAUUAGAAAAAAAUGUGUCAAACCAAUUGGUAUUUAAUUAAAAGUAGAAGUUACACUCUCAGAAAGAAAGGUACAAAACUGUACCUUUUAAGGUACCAGUGGCCGUCGUCAGGGUGGUAGCCUGAAGAGUACCUCUAGUCAUACCUUUACAACUCAUUUUGGGAACAUAAUUGUACCCUAAGGACCUGUUGUGUAUCUAUAAAGGUACCAUUAUAUUUUUGGUUCUCCUAGGAACGAAACUGUACUGCCUCGGUACCCUUUCUUCUGACAGUGGUUCAGUGUUUAGCUUGCCAUUCUUUGUUUCAAAAUUCUGGACAUGAAAUCAACUACUUUCUUCAAUCUAGUUCAUUAUUUGCGUGAAAAGUUUGCUUCUGAUAUUCUGUAUUUAAAAUUAAAGCUAUUUGGUUUGAUGUUGAUUAAUAAUGCAGUAAAAUAUUCAUACAAUUUUAAGUGUGGCUUAAGUAUCCCAAUGCUUGUUGUGGCCACUAUAUAGAUAUAAAUGUUUUGACUUUUGCUUAUUAAGGAAGUGCCAAAAAUAUCAGACAAAGCUGAAAAUUAGAUUCUUCACAGAUACUGUCUUAAUGAAAUUUGUUAUUUCUUUGUUUUGGUCAUGUAUAAUGAAUAUACUAAUUCUAUCAGAGUGUGUAUGUUUUUAAUUGAGGUGUCGGAUUUUCACAGCUUUAGUCCCAGUGGUGUAAAUUAGAUGAGAGCUGAUUAACCUCGAUGUGAAUUUUCAUUCUCGAAAAGCUGAGAUUAUUUGUUAUACCCGGAGGUGAUUGUUUUCAUCUUUUCUGUCCAGUAACUUUAGCUUUUUGUAUCUAAAUGCUGAGAUGAAGUCUCUUUGCUACUUUCACCGACUUGCCUUAAUGUAAUUCAUUAUCGAUUGCUUGUUUUCUUUAACUUUGCAAACUAUACAGCAGUGUAUUUACCUCAGAGCAUUGAUCACUACAUAUGUGAAAUAUUCAAAAGACGAAAAGGUAACGAAUGUAAUUCUGCUCUAAUGUCACUUGCUGGAGUUUAUAGACAUGCUUUUGCUGUUUGUGUCUAAACAAGUUGUUUCCUUUGUUCAUGUACAGGGUGUUUAAAAAUGAUCGACACAACUUUUGAUGCAAAAUGGAAAAAUUUACGAACACAAAAAUUACUUAUUGAGACGUUAUAUAAGGUUUUGAUCUGUCUCCUUUAGCUGGCUUUAUCAGUUUUAAAUCUAGUACAAAUAGAGCUACUAGAAGUGAUACAAGAGGAAAGAAAUCCCUUGAAAGAAAUCAUCAUUUACUCAAGCCGUUUUCUCCUUCAAGGCUUCACAUCAGUAUAAAAUUUAUGCCAGCAUUCAACCAAGUUAUACAAUAUACUUUAUUUUAACUGAACUCCAGAUAUUCCUAAAUUUGUCAAGCACAUAUUCUCAUUUCAACAGUGAUCAUUCUGCACUUUUAUUCGUCAAUUUGUUCUUUUUUCUUUUACUUUUUGUGAUUGUACUUCUUUGUACUUCAUAUUUGUAAGUUUAUUUUAACUUAAUCUUAAUUUAAUUUUAACCCCAAGUUGCCACUUAAAUAGGUCCAUCCAGGAAUGCAUGAAAUUUCUGGCUGUUUGUUUAUUAAUGAGCGUUGUCUCUAUCAGAUAAAUGAAUAAAACUUAAACGCAAGGUUUUUAUUUUUUGAUGAAUCUCCAAAAAAAGAAAA